AGUCCGUGGAGGGAGGGUGUCGUCAUCGUGGUCUCCUCCUCCUCCUCCUUCCAGUUGUCUCAGUCUCUCUGUGUCUCGUCUCGUUUGUGUUGUGAUCCUGUUUUUCUUUGUUUUGUUUGAAGGCUCCGCACGUGAGAUUUUGAAGAGAUAGAGAGUGAAAAGGAAAGGACAGAGUCUGUACAAAUCAAGGAAGAAGAAGAAGAAGAAAAAAAAAAAGAAGAAAAAGAAGAAGAAGAAGAAGAAGAAGUGGAGGAGGAAGGAGACAUUAACGAAGAAUAAACGAAAAAAUAAUCGAACGAACGAAGAGAGGAAAAACAAAGGAGAGACGAGGAAAAGUAAAACAGGAGGGAAACGUCGACAAACAAAUAAAGAGACUUCGGAAGAGCGAAGAAAGAUAAAGAAAGAAGCAGAAAACGAAGAAGAUAAGAAAAAAAUCACCCUCGUCCCUUUUCCUUCCUCUUUUCUUCUCCUCCUCCUGUUUCUCCUCCUCUUCCUUCUCCUCGUCUUCUUCUCCUCUCUCCGUCGUUUCUCUUCCCUUUCCUUCCUCUCCUCUUCACUCUUCUCUUUUUCCAUCUUUUAUUCCUACCAUAUCGUCUAGUCAUUCUUGUUCCUCUUCCUUCUUCGUCUCCUCCUCUCCUCUCCUUCAUUUCUCUUCUGUUCCCUUCUCUUCUCUCUCCUCUUCUCUGUUCUCCAAUAUCAUCUCGUUUAAUCACCCUUGUUCUUCCUCUUCCUUCUUCUUCGUCGUCUUUGUCUUCUUCUUCUUCUCCUCCUGCACGCAAUGGACCCACACAUGACAGAGGAGGAUCGGAACAUCUACGAGCUCGGGCCUCACCGCCGCCUCAAACAGGAGCUCGCGCCGCCGGCCAUCAUCAAAAACGUCAAGAAGAAGAAACUCGUCAACUUCAAGGUCUCUCUUCGCCGCCGGUCCACCAAAGCCGAGGCGCAGAGGCGAGGCAGCGGCGGCAGCAUCACCAUUCCUCAAAGACCCGAAGGCAGAAAAAGCUCAGUUACGUUCGUCGAGGAGGAUGGAGGACCUUUCCCCCCGCUGGAUGAUUCCCUCGAGGACGUUAGGAAUCCCCCACAAGAAAGAAUGAAUCCCAGAAGUGUCCCGUUGGAGCGUAGGGACACGAAGACUUUACAGGAGCGACGUGAGGCCUUCAGGAGCACCGGGGAACAGAGAAUGGCCGCCCGAAGAAGCCUAGACAAACGAAGCGGUACAGUGUCUCUUAACUUUAGCCUCUCCAGGGACCAACAGGGCUUCAGGAGCAUUGAUUUGAGGGAUGACCAUCACGUGACCCUUCAAAGAGACGAUGAGCUAACCAGAGCCAUGCAACACGGGCUCUCCAUCGACUCCCACAGAAGAACGACGCCGGUGGACCUCAGAGACUCACCUCCCAGAACGAGAGCACCACCGCCUUCAAGAACGUCCCCACCACCGCAUGGAACAUCACCACCGCCACCUGCAUCGCCGCCACCACCACCUGCAUCACCGCCAAACAGACCCCAAUUAGUGAAGCAGGUAUCCAUCAGCAAGUCACAUCAGUCCAUCCCUCCUUCGCCUGUAAAACCACACUCACGACCGCCUCCACCGCAGCGACUCAACUCCCAAGACAUGUUCCUCCCAGUUCACCGGCGGAAGAGCGAUUUCUCGAGGUCGUCCAGCCUGUCGUCGUCGGAGAACUGGAACAAGAUCAAGACUGUGGCCACGCCCGGCUCCUCGCGAAUGAACAGCCUGGUGGAAUUGCUGAUCACGCGGAGGAAGGCGUCGCUGGCACCUUCGAUCUGGACCCCGUCUGUUCCUCGCACGCCGCCCGGACCACGACCCGCCAAUUUCCAAGACCAGGAGGAGCGGGGUAGGGGCGCCUUCUCCAUCUCCUUCAUCCUCCACAAGGCGCCCACCAAACAACGGCCUCACCUUCGAUUCCGCCGGCUGCCCACCCUCGCCCUGCCGGAGAGAGAGGUGAAGAGCAAGCAGUAUCUCACCUGGCUCGGGAAACUCGUGGCCAACCCGCUCCUUGCAACGGGUGACCUCCUCAAGGGCCUGGAAAUCGGAGUCCAGUUCCCCGUGAUACACCUGCGUGCGAUCCCCGAGGGCGGCGUACCCACAGGGGACUACCGGCGUCUGGAGGCGAGUCUCGGCCCCGACUGCAUUCUCCAUCAGGGUGAAUACGAGGAGGUGCUGGCGUGGGUCCCGGAGCUCCUCGUCACCUGCCCUAGUGACCCCUCGCAGUGGGCCAGGUGCUACAUCGUGCUGGGCUUCAUGACGCUGGACGGGGACCUAAAUCCGAAAAUGGAGAAGCUCUGGAAGGAGUGGACGGGCGCGCUGUUCAUCUACUGCAACAUAGACGACGACCUGGGCCUCAAGAAACUCUCAUUCUUCCGGCGACGCUCGAGGCACCACGCCAAACUCUUCUCGUACAUGGUAAUCGUCGAACUGGACACGGUGACGCGCAAGAACUCCCUCGACCUCCUGGACUUCGUGUACCGCAUGAGACUUAGAAGUAUGAGCGGGUACAUCUCCGUCUACCAAGGCCACAACCCCGAAGAAUGCAUGGACGGAGGCUCAACUACUUCUUCUACUGCUACUUCUCCUGCUAUUACGACGACGGCUGCAGCGGGGAUGGUGGCAGCCGCGUCGAUAUACUCCUCAUGUGCCUCUCCUUCCGUCUCCUCGUCCGCCUCACCUCCGUCCUCCUCCGCCGCCGCCUCCUCCUCCUCCUCGGCCUCGUCUUCGUCGGCUCACAGCGAGAAAAAGAGUUUCUCCACCUCACCCUCGAUUCCUGAGUACUAUCCCGAUGUUCCUCCGCCCUCGAGUAAUCUGGGAAGGAUGAGUGUAUGAGGAGGUGUCCGUGGCCGUCCGUAAGAAGUUUUUGAAUGGGGGGGGGGGGGGGGGGGCGAGAGGUCAAAGCCAAUACGUUAUAAUUAUAGGUCCAUUACCUAUAUACAUUACAUUUCAUAUUUACAUUGGUGAACCACAAGGCAGUAGCACUCACAGUUACCAAUACCUGCAGCACCAAACGUCCUCCUGAGGUUCUGAAAAUAAUAAUUCUGUUUUAACCUGCAAACGAUCGAGUGUUAAUGGGAAUAUAACAGAUUUCCAAGGGGUGACAACACUAUUUUUUACAACAAAGGAAGAAGCUCAAGGGCAAAGAAAAUAAUAAUGAGAUAUAAAAAAAAGUCCGCUAAUCACUGCCCCUAUGAAAAAGAGUUUAGAAGAGUGGUCAAAAGAGAGGUCACUUGCCCCUCCUUACCCCCCCCCCUCCCUUCUGGACGCCCAUGGAGUUGUGUGAUAGGGAGAGUGGUGGUGAAAUUAAGGUGUGGUUGGUUGGUGAUUAUGGUGAUUGAUGAGGUGUAGUGUGGUUGGUUGGUUAGUGGUGGUGGUGGAGUAUUGGUAGUGGUGGUAGUGGUGGUGGUGGUAAUGUAGUGCUGUAGUGUGGUGUGACAGGUGGUUAGUGGUGGUGGUGGUGGUGAUGGAGUUGUGGGAGUGGUGUUAGUGGUAGUGGUGGUGGUGUGGUAUGACAGGUGGUUAGUGGUGGUGGUGGUGGUGAUGGAGUUGUGGGAGUGGUGUUAGUGGUAGUGGUGGUGGUGUGGUGUGACAGGUGGUUAGUGGUGGUGGUGGUGGUGAUAGAGUUGUGGGAGUGGUGUUAGUGGUAGUGGUGGUGGUGGUAGUGGUGUGGUUAUUAUCGCAUGGUGUGGGUUAGUGUGGUUAAAGUAGUGUGGUGAAUUAGCGGUGUUGUGUGUGGUGAUAAGAGAUUGUUACGAACGUGUUUUUCUUGUGUUUAAUGGAUGAUAGAUUGUUUGUUCGUUUUUUUUUUUUUUUUUAUGUCGAUAGAUAAUUAAUUAUUUCAUUCUUUUUUUCUGUAUAUAUUAAUGAUGUUAUUGUCACUCCUCUCCCCUCUCUCUCUCUCUCUCUCUCUCUCUCUCUCUCUCUCUCUCUCUCUCUCUCUCUCUCUCUCUCUCUCUCUCUCUCUCUUUCUCCUUUACCUGUCCGUUCCCUUGUUCCAUCAUUACCUCCUCCCCUCAUCUUCCUUGCCCCUCCACUCCUAGAUUAUAACAGAGCUGUGUAUCUCGUCUGUUUUCAAGUAUUCUGUACUAUAAUGUCUAUGUUUUGUUUUAUUCUCCAACUUGGUCUGGACGAAGGAAGACAAGUGCCUGGUCUCGAUCAUUAUUUUCAAGAUCUCUCUAUACUGCAAUAUGUCUUUGUGUCUUCAUUGUCUUUAUCUUUAAUUUGUGUUUGUCUAUAUUCUGUGUCUGUCUUUAUUCUCUAACUUAAUUUCGAUAGAGGAAGCAAAACAAUAAGUGUCUAAUCCCUGUUCUCACGUUGACGCCUCAAGAAAUGUGUUAUAGAUCUUAAUAUUUCAAUUCUUCCUUCCCAAUUUUGGUUUAUAUUCGCUAACUUUAUCUCUACAAAGUAAACACAUAAGUGCCUGAUCCUUGUAUUAUAUUAUGUGAAUCUUUUAAUGUUUCAACUCUCGCUUCGCUUUUGUUUCGUGUGUUUUCUCGAGUCUGUUGUUGCUAUGUGUCUCGUUUCAUUAUGCAUUGUCUUCGUUUUUCGUCUUAUUAGUGGAAGUAAAAUAUGUCAUCCUCCUUUAAAAUGUUCACAGUAUCAUCUACCUCUUCUUAUCUUGCCUUCCUGCUGGUUCGUUCACAUCUCGAAGCGGAAUAAAAAGGAGAAUAUUGAAACCUCUGAUGCUAUCAUUAUCUUCAUAUCAUUUCCUUAUGAAUCAUCUACCUCUUCUUAUCUUACCUUCCUGCUGGGUUUAGGUGCAUUACAAGGGGACGUAAAGGAGAAUAAAGAAGAAUAAAUUAAAAAUAUUGUAACCUCUGGCAUCUCCCUUCUUCUUCCUGGCCCUCUAGCGGCGAAAACACGAGAGCCGAGAGGUCAGUGCUGUGCCGGACGCCAUGGGACAUAUACGUGUGUUGGCGUAGCUCCUAUAUAUUCGCCCUUCGCUCCCUUCCUUGCCCCUGCCGCCCUUCAGUAGCUUGCCCCGCCCUCUUUCCUACCUCCCUGCCCUGCCAAGAUGAGCCACAGGGACGCGACUUGGACUGUACAUGUUAAAUUGAAAGGAUUGGCAACACUGGAUGCCAUGUAGAAAGGUAUUAUUCACAACACCUGGGAGAAGAAAGAGAAGGAAAGGAAGCAGAGGAGGGGACAAAGGAAGAGAAGGAAACAAGUGGAAGAAAGUAAAGUAAAGGAGGAAACAGGUAGAUGGUAAAAUAAAAAGUAAGAAAGGGUACACAGGUAGAUGAUGGGAGGUGAGUGUAGAAAGGAAGGAAUAAAGAAAAGACAAGUGUGUGGUUUUUUUGUUUGUUUUUAGAUACUGCAUCUAGCACCAGAAGGGAUGGAGAAUGAAUAGGUAGACAAGUGAAUAGAAGGCAGACAGACUAAAGAAGAUAGGUAGGGAUGGAAAUUAUGGAUAGGCAGACAAAUAAAUAUAAGGUAGACAGACUAAAGAUGAUUUGUAGGGAUGGAAAGAGACUGCACACACACACACACAAAGGUCUUCUGUGCUGAUACGGACUUGGUAUUUCAGAUGUUGAUACUGCAGAUGAAAAUGUAGAUGCUGCAGAUGAAAAUGUAGAUGCUGCAGAUGAAGAUGUGGGAGAUGUGGAUGCUGCAGAUGAAGAUGUGGAUGCGAGUGACCUUCAAGAACUAUUAUAAGGAUGGUCAGCCUCUUCUACACUGACUAUCAUCACCACCACCACCUCCCUCGUGAGUUGUGUCCACCAGGCAUGCCAGUUUCCCUUCUGCCGAGUCCUGUCCAUUGAGUGAGUGAGGGAAUCUAAGGCUCAAGGAAACAAGUGCAGAGUCGUAUGGAGAGUCAAGUGCGUGGUUUCUUAAUUGGACUUAAUGAUCUUAUACAUUGGCACCUGUAUCAUUAUUAGUCAUCAGGAUUAAAGUGUGAGAAGGAAAGGAGAGAGGAGAGGGAGGAAGGUUAAGAGUGAGGUUGAGAAACUAGGAAAGGAGAAAGGUAAAGGGUUGAGAGAUAGAAGAGAAGGAAAAGGGGGAAGGGAGUAAAAGACGAAGAGGAAAUACCAUGAAGGGGGAAAUAAGAGAAUAGGAUGGUGUUAGGAACGAUUAAAGGAAGGAUAUAGAGUUCUGAGGGGCUCCUAAAAAUCAUUCACAGCACACAGGGUUAGCUAUACUAAAGGUGUAGUGCUGACUUGCCUGAUGGGCGAGCCUCCCAUAACCCACUUAGCCAGGGGCGUACCUCUUUGGCCAACUGGUAAAGGAGUGGCUCUCCCGUUACGCUGGUCGCGGGUUCGAUCCUGGCGCCGGCAAACCUUUCCUUGUCUGGAUUAAUUUCUCGUGUGUUUCGUUACACGCAGAGGUCGUGUGUGAGUGUAGUAAAGUUAAAAAUUCAGGCAUUUCAAAGGGAGAUAUAUAGAGCAUUUUGGGUGGCUCAUAGUUUUGUAUGGCAGAAAUAUAACAACACUUCUAGACUGUGGUAGAAUCCAUAUAUAGACGACAGUUAAAACAUCCAUUAUGCGGCGUAACUAUAUUUAUGCAACGGCCCUAAGGUCAGCAGUGACUGUAUACAGACAAUUCAUUUUGGGGGGAGCUACUCUUCAAAUACUGCUGCCGUCUAAGGGUUAAGGGUCAGAAGUCGGAUAAUAUGGAUAAUUCUCUCU
This is a messenger RNA of Eriocheir sinensis (Chinese mitten crab), 6633 nucleotides long. RefSeq lists its product as uncharacterized. The record is from RefSeq and is a predicted model, not a curated record. The transcript has 8 exons. Lineage: Eukaryota; Metazoa; Arthropoda; Malacostraca; Decapoda; Varunidae. The coding region runs from base 779 to 2839 and encodes 686 amino acids.